This is a messenger RNA of Lobosporangium transversale, 1543 nucleotides long. RefSeq names its product Metallo-dependent phosphatase-like protein. The coding region runs from base 275 to 1465 and encodes 396 amino acids. Gene Ontology annotation, molecular function: phosphoprotein phosphatase activity. Lineage: Eukaryota; Fungi; Mortierellomycota; Mortierellomycetes; Mortierellales; Mortierellaceae. Gene Ontology annotation, cellular component: cytoplasm. The record is from RefSeq and is a predicted model, not a curated record. The transcript has 4 exons.
CCGCUACAAGGGCAGUAACGUCUAUAUCUCAUACAAACGUGGUGUCACAGACGACAACCCCCAGGCCAUUGACAAUAUAGCCAUCCAGCUUGGACCUAAUCCUGUGCCCAGCAGUUGGAAUGCUACCUUGUUUGAGCAUGAUGUUCAACAGGAUGUGCCAGACUGGGACGCUCACGUCAUCUAUAGGACAGCGGGCGUCGCUUCACCCAAGAAGCCAACGUUGCGGUUCAAAGAGGAUGGCUCAUUCAAGAUUGUCCAAUUCGCAGACAUUCAUAUGGCUACAGGUCCUCACACGUGCUAUAAUACCCCCGGCUCGAUGACAUGCAUUGGUGAUACUAAUACUAUGGAUAUGAUGGAGCGCAUGCUCGACGCUGAGAAGCCGGACCUGGUUGUUUACAGUGGUGAUAACGUUGAUGGAUUGACUUCCAAUGAUGCAUUCUCGACUAUUGUCAAAUACUCGCGUCCUGUGGUCGAACGUGGUAUUCCGUGGACGAUCAUUUUCGGGAACCAUGAUGAAGAAGGUGACCUGUCGCGCGAAGAGAUGAUGAGCACUGUACAGGAUUUACCCUAUUCGCUCUCUCAACGUGGACCUCUCCAUAUUUCGGGCACCGGCAAUUAUGUUCUCAGUAUCCAUAAGCACAGACGUAAGAGAGCUCAUCGACAGGGAUUUGAUAAUAAUCAGAAUGAAGGCGAAGAGGAAACAAGGCUUGAUGAUAGUGAUGAGAAUGAUAUUCAAUCCCGAAAUGGUUUAUUUCAUCUCUAUUUUCUGGAUUCGGGCGCCUACAGCUUUAACCUAAAGUACCCUGGCUGGGACUGGAUCAAGGAAGAUCAGGUUGAAUGGUUCCGUCAGACAUCCCGCGUUAUCACAUCACGAUACGCUACAGAUGAUAUUCCAAAUGCUUUGGCGUUCUUCCACAUCCCAAUCCCAGAGUAUAAUGACCUUGGGGAUGAUAAUGAGGAUGACGAUAACGAUGAUGAUGACUUGAAGGAAAAGAAUAAUGUCCGCAUGGUUGGAGAUAAAGCCGAAGGUGUCAGUGCUCCUUCCUAUAAUUCAGGCAUGUUUGAUGCUUUCUUAGAGAGUAAAGAUGUUAGAGCGACGACGGCUGGACACGACCAUCUAAACGACUAUUGCUUGAACCACCAUGGCAUCAAUCUUUGCUAUGGUGGUGGUCUUGGCUAUGGUACUUAUGGUAGCCCAACGAUUCCAAGACGCUCACGAGUUUUUGAAAUACGCAACAAUGGCGACCGUGUUGAUACCUGGAAGCGCCUGGAUGACGAGGAUAUGACUUUGGUAAAUCAACAAACUUUGUUUGUUGGCAAGAAGUCGCCAUCGUCGGCUCAUGGGCGCCCUAGCAAUGGUCGUAGUGGUAAAUCUACAAGACCCAAAAACAGGCAGGAUAGUGAUCUCUAUGAGAGUCUACGACAAGGCGCACAGUACGUGAUGAAUGGACUCAUUGGUCAUUGAUACAAUUUAUGGCAGGAUCAUCUCCGUUUGUUUAUAUAUUAUGUGUAUAAAUACAAAGAAAUAAAAUUAAAUGUUGGC